Archocentrus centrarchus (flier cichlid) is the source of this 5129-nucleotide messenger RNA. It is a transcript of the gene kcnt1b, whose product is annotated as potassium sodium-activated channel subfamily T member 1b. Gene Ontology annotation, biological process: potassium ion transmembrane transport. Lineage: Eukaryota; Metazoa; Chordata; Actinopteri; Cichliformes; Cichlidae. The record is from RefSeq and is a predicted model, not a curated record. The coding region runs from base 14 to 3787 and encodes 1257 amino acids. Gene Ontology annotation, cellular component: plasma membrane. Gene Ontology annotation, molecular function: intracellular sodium-activated potassium channel activity; outward rectifier potassium channel activity. The transcript is spliced from 32 exons.
CUGCGCACACAGAAUGAAUAUUUUUUUCAAUGUGAGGGGGACAGUUGUGAGGCAGAUAGCAGAGGACAGAGCUGUUGCAGAGCCAGUGAUGAGCCCUCCACGCCGAUCAUCGAGUUCCCAUGGUGACAGGCCAUCCACUGAGACGGUGCAGAAAAACAACAGCAGCAGCAGCUCAGGUGUUAUUCUGGACAUCUCAGCUCUCAAGAUGGCCGAUGUGGAUUCAGGAGUGCCUCCUCUCCCACCUCGUUACCGAUUCAGGGACUUGCUGCUGGGGGACCAGACAUUUCAGAAUGAUGACAGGGUGCAGGUAGAGUUCUAUGUGAAUGAAAACACCUUUAAGGAGAGGCUGAAGCUUUUCUUCAUCAAAAACCAAAGGUCAAGCCUGAGGAUCCGCUUGUUCAACUUCUCACUGAAGAUUCUCACCUGUGCCCUCUACAUUUUAAGAGUCACCCUGGACGACCUCAAGGAGAAAAAUGGGAGCCCGUUUGCACUGAAUCGGACCUACAGCGGGAAUGAUACAUCAGAGCCACCACCAAUCAAAUGGGAACACAUUUUCUGGGUGAACAGACGGGAGUCUGUGUGGGCAAUACAGGUGACAGUGGCCUUAAUCAGUUUUUUGGAGACUAUGCUAAUCACAUAUCUCAGCUACAAGGGAAACAUUUGGGAGCAGAUCUUCCAGGUGUCCUUCAUAUUGGAAAUGAUCAAUACAGUGCCAUUUAUAAUCACAAUCUUCUGGCAUCGAUUAAGAGGCAUAUUUGUCCCUGUAUUUCUUAACUGCUGGCUAGCCAAAGGUGCUCUGGAGAAUAUGAUUAAUGAUUUCCAUCGUGCCAUCCAAAGGACCCACUCUGCCAUGUUUAACCAGGUGUUCAUCCUCAUCUGCACCUUACUGUGUCUGGUUUUCACCGGGACUUGUGGGAUCCAGCAUCUGGAGAGAGCGGGGAAGAACUUGACUUUGUUUGACUCCUUCUAUUUCUGCAUCGUUACCUUCUCCACUGUGGGCUACGGGGACGUCACGCCGCAGAUCUGGCCCUCCAAGCUCCUGGUGGUCAUUCUCAUCUGCGUUGCCCUGGUGGUCCUGCCGCUUCAGUUUGAAGAACUAGCAUACCUGUGGAUGGAGAGCCAGAAGUUGGGGGGGAACUACAGCCGGCACCGGGCGCAGACGGAGAAGCAUGUGGUGUUGUGUGUCAGCUCGCUGAAGAUGGACCUGCUGAUGGAUUUCCUCAACGAGUUCUAUGCUCAUCCCAGAUUACAGGACUAUUACGUGGUGAUCCUGUGCCCGACAGAGAUAGACAUUCAGGUUCGUCGAAUUCUCCAGAUCCCCCUGUGGUCACAGAGGGUCAUCUACUUGCAAGGAUCUGCUCUCAAAGACCAGGACCUCAUGAGGGCCAAGAUGGACGAUGCUGAGGCCUGCUUCAUCCUGAGCAGCAGGAACGAAGUCGACCGGACUGCUGCCGAUCAUCAGACUAUUUUGAGGGCGUGGGCUGCGAAGGACUUUGCUCCAAACUGCCCUCUCUACGUGCAGAUCCUCAAACCUGAAAAUAAAUUUCAUGUCAAGUUUGCUGAUCACGUAGUUUGUGAAGAGGAGUUCAAGUACGCCAUGUUGGCACUCAACUGUGUGUGUCCGGCCACGUCCACAUUAAUCACUCUCUUGGUUCACACCUCCAGAGGGCAGGAGGGGCAGUUAUCGCCGGAGCAGUGGCAGAGGACGUACGGACGCUGCUCUGGAAACGAGGUCUACCACAUCCGCUUGUGUGACAGCAAGUUCUUCGGGGAGUACGAUGGAAAGAGCUUCACCUAUGCUUCCUUCCACGCCCACAAGAAGUAUGGCGUGUGUUUGAUCGGAGUUAAAAGGGAGGACAACAAAAGCAUCCUUCUGAACCCCGGCCCCCGCCACAUCAUGGCUGCCACCGACACCUGCUACUACAUCAACAUCACCAAGGAGGAGAACUCCGCUUUCAUCUUCAAACAAGAGGAGAAGCACAAGGGCCUGCCCGUCUCCGGGCUCUAUGACGCCCCCUCGAGGCUACCUGUGCAUAGCAUCAUCGCCAGCAUGGGCACCGUAGCCAUCGAUCUCCAGCAUCCCGAUCCUCCCGAGGAAAGCGGCAAACUUACCCUCCCAACAGAGAACGGCGCCGGAAGCCGCAGACCGAGCAUCGCCCCCGUUCUCGAAAUCGCGGACUCCGCCUCCAUCCUGCCCUGCGACCUCCUCAGUGACCAGUCAGAGGAUGAGACCAACCAGUCAGAUGAGGAAGGUUCUGUGGGUUCAGAUUUUGUGAAAGGCUAUCCCCCCAACUCACCCUACAUCGGUAGCUCUCCAACUCUGUGCCACCUGCUCCCACAGAAAGCUCCGUUCUGCUGCCUUCGCCUCGACAAGGGCUGCACACACAGCAGCUUUGAGGAUGCCAAGGCUUAUGGCUUCAAGAAUAAACUGAUUAUCGUGUCUGCAGAGACCGCCGGAAACGGGCUCUACAACUUCAUCGUCCCUCUGCGGGCUUAUUAUCGGCCCAGGAAGGAGCUCAACCCCAUAGUGCUGCUACUGGACUACCCGCCAGACAACCAUUUCUUAGAGGCCAUUUGCUGCUUUCCAAUGGUUUACUUCAUGGCUGGCACAAUUGAUAACUUGGACAACCUGCUGCAGUGUGGGAUCAUCUACGCCGACAACUUGGUCGUUGUGGACAAGGAGAGCACCAUGAGUGCUGAGGAAGACUACAUGGCAGAUGCCAAGACCAUCGUCAAUGUCCAGACCAUGUUCAGGUUGUUCCCCAGUCUCAGCAUCAUCACUGAGCUCACGCAUCCGUCCAACAUGAGGUUCAUGCAGUUCAGAGCCAAGGACUGCUACUCGCUCGCACUCUCCAAACUGGAGAAGAUCGAGCGUGAUAAGGGCUCCAACCUGGCUUUCAUGUUCCGGCUGCCGUUCGCUGCAGGCAGGGUGUUUAGUAUCAGCAUGCUGGAUACACUGCUUUACCAGUCAUUUGUGAAGGACUACAUGAUCGCCAUCAUCAGGCUUCUCCUUGGUCUGGACACCACACCUGGUUCUGGGUACCUGUGUGCUAUGAAGAUCACAGAGGAGGACCUGUGGAUCAGGACCUACGGCAGACUCUUUCAGAAACUUUGUUCCUCCAGUGCCGAGAUCCCCAUCGGGAUCUACCGCACCGAGUCGCACAUGUUCUCGACCUCAGAGGCAAAAUCCAGCAUUUACACUUCCACCUUACUAUUCCAGUCUCAGGUGUCCAUCAACGUGGAGCAGGGCGAGGAGCACCGUGAUCGUGGAGGGUCCUGGAAGGAGAAGACGGGCUACAGAAACUCCACCGCGAGCGACCAAUCAGAGCAUCCGCUGCUAAGGAAGAAAAGCAUGCAGUGGGCGCGGCGGCUGAGCAGGAAGAACGUCAAGCCGUCGAGCAGAGCGGAGCGCAUCUCGCAGCAGAGACUCAACCUUUACCGGCGCUCCGAGCGGCAGGAGCUGUCCGAGCUGGUCAAGAAUCGCAUGAAGCACCUGGGCCUCCCCACCGUGGGAUACGAGGAUGUUUCUAAUCUCACUGCGAGUGAUGUCAUGAAUCGAGUAAAUCUAGGAUAUUUGCAAGAUGAGAUGAACGACCACCAGAACACGCUGUCCUACGUCCUCAUCAAUCCUCCUCCUGACACCAUGCUGGAGCUCAACGAUAUUGUGUAUAUAAUCCGCUCAGACCCACUGGCACACGUGCCAGAGGACUCACAGGUGGGACAGGCUCGUUGUAGCAGGAAUCAGCAAGACUUUGGCACAGAGACGAGAGAUGAGACUCACCUCUGAAACCCCCCUGAGUCCUCUACACCCUGACCCUUAACCUCUAAAGGCUCAUCUGGGCCCACAGAGUUCGUUUGUCUCACACAAAUGAAGGCUCCAUUCGGGCCAAGAUUAGCUAUCCAUAGUGAAUGUGCAUUAAAUGUCUCUCCGCCUCAGACCAGAAACAAUCAGCAUCUUAAAAAUACACCCCUGAGAGACCUGCUGUUUCCCUACUGAGCUGCUACAGGAGGAUGCAUGAAGAGUGCCUCGUCAUCACCUGCCAUACAAACACGCGUCACCCUAGCAAAACAAUCUGAAACUGAGAACCAGGCUGUGGAAAUGACUCCCUCCUCCCAAUAAAUGGUUUGAGAGAGUAGAGCGAUGUUCUGAGAAGAAUUGCACAUUUAAAGGAGGUUUAAAUGGGAUACCUUCAUCAUCACUUCAUUCACGAAGGGGUGUGGUUGACCUCAUACCGUGACCUCCUCUGCGCUCGUGUCUACCUGAAUUUACAAAAGAACUGAAACGUGGGGCAACUGCGGCCUCCUCCACAUCUGAACAAUCAAGACGAGGGCAAAUGCUUCGAAUUUCUUCCUUUUCAGGCAUUUAUUACAUUUAUUACACUACUGUGCACUUCUCUUUAUUUAUAACUUGACCUUAAUUCAAACUUUAUUGGAUGGGAUUUUUAUUUAUUUACAAGCACAACCUUUUUUUUUAAAACAAGCUGACAUCUGAGAGUAUACACACUGUAGUGGCACUUUGAUCAGCCAGGUUAGCGCUACCUUUUUGAAAAUGACUUUUGUUGUGGUCAUUGUUAGAUAGUACACUUAUUCUUAAUUUAUUUCACUAAUGUAAGCAUCCCAGAUCACAUCUGCUCAACUGCAUGUCACAUUUUGUUUACUGUCUUUGUGAAUAUUGUUCAUUUAUAAAUUAUGUGCCAUUCUGUAUCUCUUCAGUAUGGAGCCUGUCAGCAGCAGAACAGGAGAAAAAGGCUUUGAUGCCUUGUUUUACUGCAGCGAGUGCACAAAAUGUUCAUUCAUGCUCAUAAGACACAGUUUGUGUGCAUAUUUUGCACAACAUUUGUGCUGUUGGUGCCAUUUACAGCAUUUUUAAUGGAAUUAUCUGACAAAAAAUAUGACGUGCUGUGCAGCUGAUUGUACAGUCCAAUAAGUUUGUGCUUAACUUUUGGCGAGUCUAGUUUUUUUAUUAUGUAACUGAUUACUAAUUAGCAGUUAUUUUAGUCUCGACUUUGAGCUGCACAGUUUAUGGAUGCAGCUUUCUAACCGAACUCGUUGAUUACGGGGUAACUCUGGAUAACGCUGCCUCUGAAGAGCCAACAUGGCGGCGACCAAAAUGGUGGAGUCCACAAACC